This is a messenger RNA of Prunus mume (Japanese apricot), 2137 nucleotides long. RefSeq names its product Pentatricopeptide repeat (PPR) superfamily protein (gene BIR6). Gene Ontology annotation, molecular function: protein binding. Lineage: Eukaryota; Viridiplantae; Streptophyta; Magnoliopsida; Rosales; Rosaceae. Gene Ontology annotation, biological process: RNA splicing. The record is from RefSeq and is a predicted model, not a curated record.
UGUAGUCUCAGUGAAAAAGUUUAGCAGCCAUGAAUCGAGCAAAGGCAGCGUUGCUCAAAACCCUUGGCUUCGCCAACUCGCUCGUGUUGACCAGGUCCUACGUCACAACUCGGCCGAUUUGUUCUCAGGUGACUCAAUUCUCUCACCUCUCUCACUUUCAUUCUGAUCAAUCAUGCGGUUUUCAUUUCCUCAAUACCCAUCAAAGCCUGUUCUUUUCCUCGGCCCCCAACUCGGUUUUGCAACUGGUUUUGGCUAACCAGUGGUCCGCUGAGUUGGAGAACGAGUUAUCUGAGUCCUACCCAUCACUGACCCACGAUGCAGUUAUCUAUGUUUUGAAGAAACUGGAUAAAGACCCAAAAAAGGCUUGGGAUUUUUUCAACUGGGUCUGUGAGAAAAAUGGUUUUAGGCCAAGCUCUUCGGUGUUUAACUUGAUGCUUGGGGUUUUAGGGCACAAGGAUUCAAUGAAACAGUUUUGGAUCACUCUGAGGCAAAUGAAAGAGCAAGGCUUUUACAUUGACGUGCAAACGUAUUCGGCCAUCGCAGAACGGCUUAAAAAGGGGAAGAUGAAUAAUGAUGUUGUGGCUUUCAAGCAUUUUUUUGAAAGGAUGAUGCAAGAUAAUGCGACGGAUGAGGUUGCGAAGAAGGUGGCCGAUGUUGUUUCAGGGUCAGAGUGGAGUGCUGGGAUUGAGAAAGAGUUGGGGGAGCUCAAAAUUACGUUAUCUGAUAAUUUUAUCAUAAGGGUAUUGAAGGAACUUAGAAUUUGCCCAUCGAAAGCUUUGAGCUUUUUCCAUUGGCUCGGUCAAAGUUCCGGUUAUGAACACAAUACUAUCACAUAUAAUGCAGUUGCAAGGAUUAUUGCACAGGCUGACUCAAUUGGGGAGUUUUGGAGUGUGAUUGAGGAAAUGAAGGGUGCAGGUCAUGAACUGGAUUUAGACACUUAUAUAAAGAUUACGAGGCAGUUUCAGAAGAGCAAGAUGAUGGAAGAUGCGGUGAAGCUAUAUGAGCUCAUGAUGGAUGGCCCUUAUAAGCCUUCUGUUCAGGAUUGCAGCAUGCUUUUACGGAGCAUCUCAGCAAGUGAUAAACCAGAUUUGGAUAUGGUGUUUAGAGUUGCAAAGAAAUUCGAGUCUGCAGGGAAUACACUCUCUAAGGCUGUUUAUGAUGGAAUUCAUAGGUCUUUGACAAGUGCAGGGAGUUUUGAUGAAGCAGAGAAAAUUACGAAGGUUAUGAGAAAUGCAGGGUAUGAGCCAGACAACAUUACAUACAGUCAGUUGGUCUUUGGACUUUGUAAGGCCAAGAGACUUGAAGAAUCCUGCAAAGUGCUGGAUGAGAUGGAAGCAAAUGGGUGUGUUCCUGAUAUCAUGACUUGGACCAUUUUGAUUCAAGGACACUGUGCUGCUAAUGAAGUUGACACGGCGCUGGUUUGUUUUGCAAAGAUGAUCGAAAAAGGCUGUGAUGCUGAUGCCGAUCUACUGGAUGUCUUGAUAAACGGAUUCCUUAAGCAGAGGAAGAUAGAGGGUGCAUACAAAUUGCUUGUUGAAAUGGUGAAUAUGACUCGUUUAAGACCUUGGCAAGCCACAUACAAAAAUCUUAUCGAAAACCUGUUAGAAGUUAGAAAACUCGAUGAAGCAUUCGCACUUCUUCAUUUAAUGAAGAAACAGAGCUACCCACCUUAUCCAGAACCUUUUGUCCAAUAUAUAUCAAAAUUUGGUUCAGUGGAGGAUGCUGCAGAAUUUUUCAAGGCAUUGUCUGUGAAGGAAUAUCCCUCGUCUGCAGCUUAUGUCCAUGUUUUCAAAUCAUUCUUUAAAGAAGGUAGAGACUCUGAGGCCAAAGAACUGCUUUAUAAAUGCCCUCAUCAUAUUCGAAAGCUUGGUGAAAUUUCCAAACUUUUUGGUUCUACAGAAGGCAAGCAGACUGCUGCUUGACAUGUAUUUGUUGUAGUAAUGUUCAUGGUCAACUACAUGAACUGUAACGUCUGCUCAUUUUUCAACACAAUAGGAAAUUAGCCUCUGUUUCUUGUUUUCUUCAGUGUUAGUCCAUUUUGAAGUUAUUCCUGUCUAUUGAUGCAUAUAGCCUACCAUUUAUGAGAUCUCAGGAAGGGCGUGAUGCUUCAAAAGAAUAUAGCCACUUCGAUGUUUUU